Messenger RNA from Puccinia triticina, 2694 nucleotides. RefSeq lists its product as uncharacterized. Gene Ontology annotation, molecular function: mRNA binding. The transcript is spliced from 7 exons. Bases 1 to 2694 code for a protein of 897 amino acids. The record is from RefSeq and is a predicted model, not a curated record. Gene Ontology annotation, biological process: mRNA splice site recognition. Gene Ontology annotation, cellular component: cytosol. NCBI's taxonomy places the organism in Eukaryota, Fungi, Basidiomycota, Pucciniomycetes, Pucciniales, Pucciniaceae.
AUGCCCCACCUAUCAUCCACCGCGUCGGAUCCCCUCUCCCAAUUCCACCAGUUCAAUUGGUCUCCCAGCCUUUUCCCAGAAAACGAUGAUACUCCGCCUCCUACAAAAACCGUCGGUUCCUCAGCCCUCCAAUCUCUAUCAUACGCCGACAAUGAGCCCGUUGCUCUGUCUCCCAUUGGAUCGCAGUGUUAUUCGAAUCAAUCCAGUCUAUCGAACAAUUCGUCUAACGACUCUUCAGGACAAGUUGCCGGACCCAAUCCUCCCUUGCCACGCUCUCCCACUACGCUCUGGAUGGGAGAUCUUGAAUCCUGGAUGGACGAAGAUUAUGUCCGACAAUGUCUAGUCAUGAUGGGCUGGCACUUGCCACAUUUCGUCCCCACUUCUUCCGCCGGUUCGAAGGCUGAUAUUGGCCCCAAUGGCGUCAAUGUCAAAAUCAAAAUGAUCAGUGGAGCUAGUCCGAGUUCAGCUUACUGCUUUCUUACCUACCCGACCGCAGAGAUGGCACAGCAUGCCUGGCGAAUGAUAAGCAACCUUCCACCAACGCUCAUGCCUGGAUGCGAAAGGACUUUUAAGCUCAACUGGGCAACUGGGUUGCCGGGAGUCCAGCCCACCUGGGAUCGCGAAUUCUCAGUUUUCAUCCGCGAUCUUGAUCGUGAGGUAACUGAAGGAGAAUUAGUGGCGCUUUUCACCUGCAGCUUCCCAUCAACCAAGUCUGCGAAAAUCAUGGGUGACCUCUCCACCGGACUUUCCCGUGGAUAUGCUUUCAUCCGGUUUGGCGAGGAAAGUGACAUGCAUCGCGCCCUUGCGCUCGGUCGCUCGAAAAAUGGUACUGGUCUCUUCCUGCGAGGUCGCUGCAUUAAGAUCACCGAGGCCAGCGGCUCCAGUGGUACCGCCGGGGAUCACUCCCAGCACCGCACCUCUAUAUCUGCCUCCAAUCACACGGCGAGCCAGAGAGCACGGCCUGAACAGCCCUCCGGUGCUUCUAUCGCGAAUCAUCUAGACAAAUCGACCGAGACACGAAAUAAGGCUCAAAGUGUGUUCAACUCGCGCAUGGCGGCAAACUCGAUGAUCAGCGACUCCUCAUCAGCCUUCAGAAUUAAUCGCGAUAGUCUGACUCAGGGCGUUGGUGGUCUGGCGUCUUCUCUUUCCGGCCUGCGUCUAUCAUCCAGCUAUCCUCCGCUCUCGAAUAAUACCAACCAAGCACGUCUUCAGAUCAACCCCUUCGCACCCGAUCACUCCAAUACGAAUCUGCGAUUCAACCAAGAUGGGAUGUCACAGACCCCCAAUCGGCUAUCGUCGUCUAUGUCUGCAUUGCGCGUUUCGCCCAGUUACCCGCCGCUCUCUACUGCAUCCAAUGGUCCCCAGACCCAUUCACUACCGCUAACAGCCCCGUCUUUCCCGCGCACUAUAUCUGCAUGCGCACCUCUCAUUGACCGAAAUCAAUCGGUACCAGGGUCUGUCUUACCCAAUCACUACCCUACUUCAAUGUCGCGCUCGGUCUGUUCAUUAGCCCCUCAAGGAUUACUCUCUACCUGCCAAUCUCAAUACACUACUGCCCCUGGUGUUGCUCCUCUCCCGGUUCACCCAAUGUUGAAUUCAUCUGCACUACCGGGGGCAAGGGCUGCUGCUCCUCAGCCCAGCCACAUCAUCCCCAACACCCACUCCCCCGCGCUUUUUCCAGCGCUCAGCUCUUCCCUCACCCAUCCCAACUCGUUACCUAGCAGCUACAUGCCCUCCACUGGUUUAUUCCCUUCCCCGACUGGGGCCAAUCCAGCAAAUCUGACUCACCAAUUGCAUUCUUCUUAUGAAUCGUGCCUCCCAACGCUAGAUCCGACUGCGUCUCCCAAUUCCAUAACCUCCCAUCUUGCAGCCCUCUCUCAGAUCGCCUCCGUCGCGCAUGAUGCAAGUAACGAUCCAUCUAAUACCACUGUCUUUGUCGGUGGUCUUCCUGCCUGCAUCAGCGAAGGGACAUUGAAAACAUUCUUUCAAAACUUCGGCGAAAUCACCUACGUUAAGAUCCCGCCCAACAAAGGGUGCGGGUUUGUUCAGUACGUCAGACGUGAAGAUGCACAACAGGCCAUGCUCAAAAUGCACGAUUUCCCUAUUCACGGAAAGUCGCGAAUCCGGCUCAGCUGGGGGCGAUCUCUGGGAGAUAAGCAGGUCGAGUAUGUCAAGAAAUUGUCAACUGCUCUGGGCAUCUCUUUCGAAUCCGUUUGGAAAAUCGUUCAGGGCCAAGAUCCUUCAAUGAUUAAACAAAUCGCAUCCACGCUUGGUGCAACGACUGGAACUCCUACACCCGUUACUACGUCCGUGCGACCGAGCUUACCGGCCAGGAGAGAAUCGGACCAACCACACACAACCCAUUCAUUUGCCAGUUUGAUGCCCGGUAUCCCUACUCAUUCGAGUUACACACAAGGUUUUUCUAGCGGUCAAUCUACCCCGACGUCGCAUGGCCCCAUAUCUUCCCCUUUACCAUCAUCCGGGCUCGCGAACUCUUGGCGAGGGCGCCAACCAGACUUAAUAACCAACAGGUCUCUCAACUCGAGCGGUAACGUCGAUUUUCCAUCCACCCUACCGAGUCGUCGGGCUACAAUUCAGCCCGUCACAUCUGCCUACUUGUCAUUCGAAAAUAUCCCCGUCGGUCAAGCUAACGCCUUGAGACCUUUCGACAAUCGUUGGGGCUUUCCCAUCUAA